AUGAAAUUAGUCAGGUUUUUGAUGAACUUGCCAAAUGCUACAAACCAGCCAAUAACGGUGGAGUUGAAGAAUGGUAACUCCAUAAAUGGUCAAAUAUUGUCGUGUUCACCACUGAUGAACUUAUCUAUGAAGAAUAUCAAGUUGAGCCAACCUCAUCAAGAUCCUCAACUUUUACAGUUUAUAAACAUCAGGGGUAACCAAAUCAGACAAAUACUAUUGCCAGAUGAACUAAAUGUUGACAAUGUUUUGGCCAGGAGUGUGGUUAAGAUAAAAGGAAACGGGUCGGGUCCAGGUAGCAAAGAUUUAGCAAGCAGCACCAAUAAAGGUAGAAAAGGUGGUAGACCGACUAGAGGUGGACGUGGCGGGUCAAGGGGAGGCGGGUCAAGGGCUUUUUAG
Debaryomyces hansenii CBS767 is the source of this 396-nucleotide messenger RNA. Its product is annotated as mRNA splicing protein. The transcript has a single exon. Gene Ontology annotation, biological process: spliceosomal snRNP assembly; RNA processing. The coding region runs from base 1 to 396 and encodes 131 amino acids. Lineage: Eukaryota; Fungi; Ascomycota; Pichiomycetes; Serinales; Debaryomycetaceae. The record is from RefSeq and is a predicted model, not a curated record. Gene Ontology annotation, cellular component: U1 snRNP; commitment complex; pICln-Sm protein complex. Gene Ontology annotation, molecular function: RNA binding.